AUGAUGAUUGUUUACAUGCUCAAUAAAUUGACUUCCAAAGAACGAAAAGUGAGUUUUUAAUAAUUUUUUCAAAUAAAAUUUAAAUUUUUCAGCCUACUCUUACCGACAUGCCACAUAUUGUUGCUGAUAAUAUAUUCAAAAAUUUGAACGCUUUUGAUGUUUGUAGAUUACGCAGAGUCGCCACAGGGUUUCGAGAUUAUAUUGAAAAGUAUAAGAUGGGUGAAAUGUAUGUUUUUCCUUCAAAAGUGUUUCGAAAAAAUAAUUUAUUUCAGGGAUUUUCAAUGUACAAAUUUGACAAUUAAGAAUGAUGUAAUAACAACAAAUAGAAUUUGGUUUCCAUAUUACGCAAGAAAUUCAAAAUUCAUGGAUUUACGCGAAGUAUCAUGGCCAUUUUCAGAGCAUUUUGACUUGAAUUGGUUUCGCCCUCGUUACAUCACUUAUGCAAAUUCAACAAUUUUUGAAUCAAACGAAUAUCUUCCAAAAUUCUCAAAAGAUGUUUGGAUGCUCCAUCUCGAUAAUAUCAUCAAUGAAAUAAAUCAAUCAAUUCGAAAAGAAAAGCUGAAUAAUAUUUGCAAAAAAUUGAAAUAUAUGAACGAAUUAUAUUUUUUUGCAUGUUCCGACAAUUAUCUAACCGAGGAAGAACUAGCAACACUUAUUUUGAGUCUGAAACCGCGGAAAACUCAUAUAUGUGUUGAAUUCAAUCAAAAACUCCCAUGUCUUAAGAAAUCAGUGCUUUCUGCAUUUUGCGAAAUAACACAGAAAACUCACGCUGCAAUUCGAAUUUGUCAUCCUUUAUAUCACAAGCCGAAACCAGAUGGGAUUACUAAAGUGGAGCAUGAUAUGAUGGUUGAAUCCUUUAGGUAUUUGGAUGAAGGAGACGUUGAAGGAAUUUUAUGGUUUCUUGAAAAUCCAGAGGUCUGUGUUUAAUUUAUUUUCUAUUUGAAUUAUAUUUAUAUUUUCAGAACUCACAAAUGUACAAAAACAUUAUCAUUUUGAAAUGUGAUAAAAGAGUAAGAGAUGAGAUUUUUCAAAAAGUUCUUGAAAAAUUUGGUGUUCUGAUUCCAACUUUCACAGAAGACGACAUUUCGAUGGGACCACGCUGUAUUUCUAUGCGUGUUCGACAAUAA
This is a messenger RNA of Caenorhabditis angaria, 1127 nucleotides long. Lineage: Eukaryota; Metazoa; Nematoda; Chromadorea; Rhabditida; Rhabditidae. The record is from the annotation of a GenBank genome assembly.